Messenger RNA from Etheostoma spectabile (orangethroat darter), 1515 nucleotides. Its product is annotated as vasopressin V2 receptor. Gene Ontology annotation, molecular function: peptide binding; vasopressin receptor activity. NCBI's taxonomy places the organism in Eukaryota, Metazoa, Chordata, Actinopteri, Perciformes, Percidae. The record is from RefSeq and is a predicted model, not a curated record. Gene Ontology annotation, biological process: cellular response to hormone stimulus; regulation of systemic arterial blood pressure by vasopressin; G protein-coupled receptor signaling pathway. Gene Ontology annotation, cellular component: plasma membrane. Bases 466 to 1515 code for a protein of 349 amino acids. The transcript has 2 exons.
ACCUGUAUAAUAAUUCCAUUAUGUGCACAAACACAAUAAUGAGCACACACAGGCUUCAUUUUUUAGUAAAAAAUAACAAGACUCGGGUUGGCUACUUAAUGAAUCUGAGCUCCACCCAGUUUCAACCUCACAUGAAACACAAGGCACACAGCUUGAAGACCAUCCUACUCCCUGGGGAUGAUUCCCAACCUGAGCUCGACCACAAACUAUCAAUUCACCUCCGGCACUAAUUGAAAAAAACAACUUAUAUACAGGCUAAAGAUAGGUAGAAAUACUUGUUCUUAAAUGGCUUGCUGAAAAGAUUCAAGAUGUUUAUUGUCAUACUGGUUAUACAAGUGAAAGCGUGUGAAAUGCUUAUGCUGGGAUGUUGGGACGAUAGGCUACUGUUUUAAUUUAACUGUUUUCUUAGACUGUCCGUCCCCAGCAGCCUGUUUGUUGACCAGUUGGCAAGACGACCCAAACACAAUGUGUUCUAAUGACAGUAACUUUGUGGACACGGAAGACGCGGCAAGAGAUGAAAGUCUGGCCACGCUGGAGAUCUCGCUUCUCAGUGCCAUCUUCAUUAGCGCCGCCAUCCUCAACAUCUCCCUGCUCAUUGUCCUCUGGAGACAGCGCAAACAGAUGUCCAGAAUGCGCGUCUUUGUCUUCCACCUGUGCCUGGCGGAUCUUGUGGUCGCUUUCUUCCAGGUGUGCCCGCAGCUCAUGUGGGACAUCACAGACAGGUUCGUCGGACCAGACCUGGUGUGUCGCCUGGUGAAGUACCUUCAAGUUCUCGGGAUGUUUUUAUCCACUUACAUGAUUGUGGUGAUGACAGUUGACAGAUACCAAGCUGUCUGCAACCCGAUGGUGAAGUUCCAGCGGACAAGCACACGAUUUAACAUCCCUGUGUGCAUGGCGUGGGGAAUAUCUCUGCUGGGCAGCUUGCCACAGGUUUUCAUUUUCUCACAGGUCGAGGUUGCACCUGGUGUGUUUGACUGCUGGGCCAAAUUCAUCCAGCCGUGGGGGCUGCAGACUUACAUAACCUGGACCACGCUGGUCAUUUUUAUUUUACCGGUUAUUACAGUUGUUGUUUGCCAAGUGCGCAUCUGCCGAGCCAUACAGAUCAACUUGUACCAAAAGACUCAACAGCAGGGCAACGUGGGUCUGCCUCUGCCAUCCAGAGCCAGUGGUGUGGUCGGAAUGUCCAAGGCCAGGGUGAAGACGCUGAAGAUGACGGUGGUCAUCGUGCUGGUUUAUAUUGUCUGCUGGGCUCCCUUCUUCACCGUCCAGCUUUGGUCCGCCUGGGAUCCAAAUGCGCCGAAAGAAACUGCGACUUUCACCAUCCUGAUGUUACUGGCCAGUCUGAACAGCUGCGCAAAUCCCUGCAUUUACCUUCUGUUUAGCAGCCAGUUUCCCAAGAGGCUGGUUGCACUUCUGUGCCAGCGGCGACACGGAGGUAAGGUUUCACUCAAUGAAGAGACGACGCUGCUCAGUACUUUGUACAUUAUCUUAAAAAAUGUUUCUGAGUCCAAAUGA